AUGAUAGAUAGACAAAAAAAUAAACAUAUUGAUCCAACUGACAUCUAUCGUUAUAUGAUUGAUCAUGAAAAAGUUGAAUAUUGUUCACAUAAAGAAACUGAUGUCGAUAGUGAUCUAGAUAAUGAAAAUAAGGAAGAAUUAACUAAUCUAGCUGAGAAAUCAACGAUAAAUAUAUUAAGAUGUCCAUCUAUUAUUUCAGCAAAAUCAGUUACAUCUGAAGUUAUUAAUGAAUUAGGAAACGAUGUUGAAACAACUGCGAAUACAAACAAAAAAUCUCGUUUUUGUAUGCCAAUUUUAAGAGUAGUUAUGCUGUCAGAUGCAGUUUCACUUAAAGAAUUUACGGAACCUGCACUUACUUCAUUUUUCAAUGCAAUUGGAGCAUUAAUUGCAGCUCUACUAAUCCGUUUUACUGCAUUGUUGAUUUUUACCGGUUCUAUUCAAGGCCAUCCACUUUCUAAGGCAUCUGGGAAAAAGAACGAAACAAUAUCGAAUGCUGACUAUGGAGGAAAACAUGCAAUACAAGCUAUUAAAAAUAUUCGUACAGCUGUAUCACUUUAUCAAGAAGAACAUUUUAUUCAAUUUGAGGAUGUGAGUGUAGGUGAGGAGGCGAGUGCGGACGCAGAUGUUAACGAGCAGUGA
This is a messenger RNA of Adineta steineri, 639 nucleotides long. Lineage: Eukaryota; Metazoa; Rotifera; Eurotatoria; Adinetida; Adinetidae. The record is from the annotation of a GenBank genome assembly.